This is a messenger RNA of Mitosporidium daphniae, 1368 nucleotides long. RefSeq lists its product as uncharacterized. Gene Ontology annotation, cellular component: Golgi apparatus; endoplasmic reticulum. The record is from RefSeq and is a predicted model, not a curated record. Gene Ontology annotation, molecular function: protein-cysteine S-palmitoyltransferase activity. The coding region runs from base 1 to 1368 and encodes 455 amino acids. Lineage: Eukaryota; Fungi; Microsporidia. The transcript has a single exon. Gene Ontology annotation, biological process: peptidyl-L-cysteine S-palmitoylation; protein targeting to membrane.
AUGGUUGUUUUUCUCGUCGAAUCUGGGUGUAACAUUUUGGUGACUGACGAUCAUGGAUAUUUCUGCUCCCACGUUGCUGUGCAAUAUGACAGAUUGGAUAUUCUGGUUUAUUUGGCUUCUUUGGAUCAGUCUCUUCUUUACGCAUCUGAUUCCGGUGGGAGAGCUCUUCUUGAUUGGAUUGGGAUCAGAAGGGCUUCGUCUCAACUUCUAAAGGUAACAUAUUCAUUGAUCGUGACCUCUGGCCCAAUCGACCCAUUUCUUGGGGAAAAGAACUUUAUUCAUCGGUUGAUGGAGGCAAAAGCUAGUGAUUCUCUUGAAUUUUUGCUGUCAAGACCUGAAUUGAGCAUGUGGUUUAAAAAAUAUGCUCAGGAACGCGACGAUAAAAACUUGAUUUCGUAUUUUAAAAAGGCAGAUGCGAAAUCAAAAGCUCUAUCGGUUAUCAGCUCCAAAAGUUUUUGUUUUGCCCUGAUGAUGAGCAUUCCCAUACUUUUGUACGUUUCUUCUUUUCAUGAACUGCAUAUUGCGUUAGCAAUUAUUUUGGGAAUUUCUUCGCUGGCAAUUUGUGUCCUGUCAAAGUUCCUUCCAGGUAGCUCUAUAGCUCAGUCKUCUGUUUUAUUUUGGUCCAAUAUAUCGAUCACAAUGAGUGUAGUAGUUUCGACGCUGAUCUGCUUUCCUUUUACAAUCAUUGGAUAUUUGUAUUUUGGUUGUAUUUCUAUCCUUUUGGUAUUGUCUCUGCUACGCUGUUAUUUCUUGGACCCAGGCUUUAUUGUCAAAAACAACUCAUACUCUGCAUUCUCACAGACAAUAAAAUCGAAUAUGAGGCUUUUGGUUGACUCUAAUCAUUCCAGAAGAAACUUUUGCUCUACAUGCCUUAAUUUCCGUCCCUUGAGGUCCAAACAUUGUUCUACUUGCAAUAAAUGCGUCAUGGUGUUUGAUCAUCAUUGUCCAUGGACCGGAAAUUGUAUUGGUUUGUGGAACUGCCGCACAUUCGUCUUUUAUCUCUUUCUCCUGGUGUUGUACACUGCAAGCUUCAAUGUGGUGUAUCUUUUAAAGGUAUUUUCGCUAAUAGCUUACGAAUCUUAUUCAUCGCUCCUUUCGCUUGUACGAGUUUUAUACGAAGACCAAAGGGUUACCUUUCUGAUCUUCUUUGGGUGCACAUCAUGGGCUUUUUGGAUAACAUUCUUUUUAUGGGUCUCCCAACUAUUUCAAAUUUCCCAAGCACUGACUACCAAUGAGGCCCGAAAUAUUCACAAAUAUCACCACUUUUUUAUUUCUCGUGAUGGGUCCACGUCCGUUAAAGAGUUCUUCAACCCCUUUGAUAGGGGAGCUACAAGAAAUCUUUUAAAUUUUAUAUUUAGCACAAACUAG